Impatiens glandulifera is the source of this 2063-nucleotide messenger RNA. Its product is annotated as ATP-dependent 6-phosphofructokinase 4, chloroplastic-like. Gene Ontology annotation, cellular component: cytoplasm. The transcript is spliced from 14 exons. The coding region runs from base 161 to 1765 and encodes 534 amino acids. Gene Ontology annotation, molecular function: ATP binding; 6-phosphofructokinase activity. The record is from RefSeq and is a predicted model, not a curated record. Gene Ontology annotation, biological process: glycolytic process; fructose 6-phosphate metabolic process. Lineage: Eukaryota; Viridiplantae; Streptophyta; Magnoliopsida; Ericales; Balsaminaceae.
AAGCGUGCUAAACGGGUCCGUUUCCUUUCAAUAAUUUCUCUGAGACGAAUAACAGGACUACCUACCAUCAGCACAUCCCAAUCGAUCUCGAUUCUUCCCUCUUCCCUCUCCCCUUCAAUUUGUUCGAUUGAUUACUGAUUUACUGCAGCACUUCUCUUUGAUGGAUCUCUCUUUCUCUCCGUCUAUCUCUAAACGAAUCAGUCCAUUUUCUCUUUCGACCGCUCCGUCGCCUCUUGGUUCACGGAAUAUAAUAUUUUUACCACACUUCCGCAUCCCUUUUCUCAAAACUACAAUCUCCUCUAAGAACUCACUGGUUUGGCGCCACCAUCGAAUAUACGCUCAGAAUCCUGACUGGACUCUUCAGGAAGUUGAUAAUGGUUUUGUGCUGGAAGAUGUUCCCCAUCUCACAGAUUUUCUCCCUGACUUGCAGUCAUACCCAAAUCCAGUGCAAACGAGUCAAGCCUAUUCCGUUGUUAAGCAAAAUUUUGUAAGUUCAGAAGAUGUUGUGGCACAGAAAAUAGUUGUACAUAAAGGGAGCCCUAGAGGAGUACAUUUUCGGAGAGCUGGGCCUCGAGAAAGGGUAUAUUUCAAGUCGGAGGAAGUGCGUGCCUGUAUUGUUACUUGUGGUGGUUUAUGCCCUGGUAUUAAUACAGUGAUCAGGGAGAUAGUGUGUGGUUUGUAUAAUAUGUAUGGUGUAGAUGAUAUACUUGGGAUUGAGGGUGGAUACAGAGGUUUCUAUUCUAGGAAUACAUGGCAGUUGACAACUAAAGUUGUCAAUCAUAUCCAUAAACGAGGUGGAACCAUUCUCAAAACUUCACGAGGUGGUCAUGAUACUCAAAAGAUAGUUGAUAAUAUACAAGACCGUGGGAUAAAUCAGGUAUACAUUAUUGGUGGUGAUGGCACUCAAAGAGGAGCAGCCGCAAUUUACAAGGAAGUUGAAAAACGUGGUCUCCAAGUAGCAGUAGCUGGAAUUCCAAAAACUAUUGAUAAUGAUAUUGCAGUGAUAGAUAAAUCUUUUGGUUUUGACACUGCUGUUGAAGAAGCACAAAGAGCUAUUAAUGCUGCUCAUGUUGAGGUUGAAAGUGCAGAGAAUGGAGUAGGAAUAGUCAAGCUUAUGGGGCGUUACAGUGGUUUCAUUGCUUUGUUUGCAACUUUAGCUAGCCGUGAUGUGGAUUGUUGCUUAAUUCCUGAGUCACCAUUCUAUCUAGAAGGCAAAGGUGGGCUCUUUGAGUUUGUUGAAAAGCGGCUUAAAGAAAAUGGACAUGUAGUAAUUGUAAUUGCGGAAGGAGCUGGACAAGAUUAUGUUGCGCAAAGCAUGCCUGUAGGAGAGAGGAAAGAUGCAUCUGGAAACAAGUUACUUCUGGAUGUUGGUCCAUGGUUAACUCAAAAGAUCAAGGAUUAUUUCACUGAUGUGGGGAAGAUGGAAAUUAACAUGAAGUACAUAGAUCCAACAUAUAUGAUCCGAGCAGUUCCAAGUAAUGCAUCAGAUAAUGUGUACUGCACACUUCUUGCUCAAAGUGCAGUGCAUGGUGCUAUGGCUGGAUUCACUGGUUUCACAGUUGGACCUGUGAACAGUAGGCAUGCUUACAUACCAAUUUCUAAUGUUACUCAGACUCAGAACAUUGUCAAAGUUACUGACAGGAUGUGGGGAAGACUUCUGUCAUCGACAAACCAACCCAGCUUUUUAAGCAGUAGUGAAGUAAAUGAAGAUGAGUCCCACAAAGUGGUUUCCGAUGACAUCAACAAUGUGAACAUCAAUUCUUAGAUCCUUGUGAGGGGCGGAUAAUAAACAUGGAGAUGAUGCCGGUUUAUUGUGCAUUACAUGUUGUAUGUUUGCAAUUCGAUGAUAUAAUUUUAUCAGGUAAAAUAUCAUAUAUUUUAACCAAAUUAUCCAGACAUAUAUAUGAACACAUUAGUCUUAUUUAGAAAAACUGUGUUGUAGUUGCCACUGUUCUGAAUGUUGAGUUUGUUGUACACAUAUUAAAACUAUUUUGCAAGCAACAAUUGGGGUUCUUUGUUACCAUUAUUGAGUUUUUGAAUGUUAAUAUUAGGAGAUUUUUUUC